Mauremys mutica (yellowpond turtle) is the source of this 701-nucleotide messenger RNA. RefSeq names its product CD209 antigen-like protein A. Bases 228 to 701 code for a protein of 157 amino acids. The transcript is spliced from 5 exons. The record is from RefSeq and is a predicted model, not a curated record. NCBI's taxonomy places the organism in Eukaryota, Metazoa, Chordata, Testudines, Geoemydidae.
GAACCAGUCAGGAAAGGGGUAGAGAGUAGAUGUGGCUCUCACUGCCUGCUCCCUGGGAACAGGAGGCGCUGGGAGUGGAAGCAGGGAAACCCAAGCAGCAGGACUGCUAGAGUCCCCUGGCAGGGUAGGCAGAAGAAACCUGAGAACUAAAAGAGGAAAUAACAAGAUUUCAGCUGUCCUGAUAAUGCCCAAAUUCAUCCAAAGAACUCCAUGUAAAUGCUUCAAUAAUGCUGACCAAAUUAAAAGAAAACCUGUGUGGAAAGGAAGAGAGCAGGAAAGCAGAACAUGCCCCAUGUGAGUACUGUCCAUUCAGCUGGGUUCUGCAUGAGAGGAAAUGCUACUACUUCUCUGAGAAGAAGAAAACCUGGAGUGAUAGUGAGAAGUACUGCAGCUCCCAGACAGCUAGCCUGGCUGUGAUUGACAGCGAGGAGGAGAAGAACUUUAUAACAACCAUGCUGACGAAAGCACGUGGCUACAGCUGGCUUGGACUCACUAAGGAGAACAAUAGAUGGAUGUGGGUGACUGGAGAUGUAUUACUACCAAAAAUGUUUCAUAUGAAAGAGGGCAGCAGCAGUAACUCCACCUGUGCAGUUUUCCAUGUGACUGGUAUUCAGGCUGAGAAGUGCUUCAAUCCCAACAAAUGGGUCUGUGAGAAAAACACCAUGGAAUUUCCAGCCCUAUUUGAACGCCUGCAGGACUGA